Molecule: messenger RNA, 753 nt
Organism: Engraulis encrasicolus (European anchovy)
Lineage: Eukaryota; Metazoa; Chordata; Actinopteri; Clupeiformes; Engraulidae
Product: GTPase IMAP family member 9-like
Exons: 2
Coding region: 31-753 (240 amino acids)
Molecular function (GO): GTP binding
Source: RefSeq, a predicted model, not a curated record
GACACAUAAACAACAGCAGAGGAGAUAGCUAUGGCUGUGUCAGCACCCUCGAGUGGGUCUGACCUCCAUCUUCCAGAGUUGAGGAUUGUGCUGCUGGGGAACAGAGAAUCUGGGAAGAGCUCAGCAGGAAACAUUAUCCUGGGCAAGGAAGAGUUUGACCCUGAUGCCAGAAGACUACAGUGUGUGAAAAGACAGGGAAAAGUAGCAGGUAGAAAUGUCACGGUGGUGGACACUCCAGGAUGGACUGACUGCAAUCUUCUGUUUAGUAAGGACUCACCAAACCUUCUCAAGCAGGAACUUGUUCUCAGUGUUGCUUUGUGUCCUCCUGGACCUCAUGCUUUUCUGCUGGUCAUCCAUGAGAACACAACCUUCUCAGAGGCGGAGAAAGAUGCCAUGUCAAACCACCUGAGUCUUCUGGGCCAUGACGCCUGGGAACACUCUCUAGUUCUCUUCAUUCAGGAGAGUCCUGCAAGAGAACAAGCCUUUGAGAAUAAAGGAAAAAUGAUGAAGUUGUUGUUAGAAGAAUGUGGAGGUAGGUACCAUGUUCUCAACAUCAACAAAAGGGAUGAUAAACAAGUUAAAGAGCUGCUGGAGAAGAUCGACUGUCUAGUGGCAGCAACUGAACAUCAAGAAAUGGACAGCAGGUCAUUCCCAUAUGUGGAGGGGAGGACUAAAUUAGAUAAAUGCACAGAGAGACGAAUGGAGACUGGAUCACUAACAGGUAAGAGGAGGAUACCUAAGGAAAAAAUUUAG